GCUCCCACAAGGCCGAAUUAUUGUUUUAUUAUUUCAGGAAACACAUCUCUUUCCAUAAUUGCCGUAUAUAUGACUAGUUGGAAACCGACCAGCUGAUUCCUAGCAACGUGUAUUUGUUUACAAACAAGAGGUCCACUGUGGGUGACUCAGGAAUUUUGUCUCGGAUUGACCAUGAAACUCCACUUUCUAGGAACCGGCUCAAGCUACCCAACAACCAAGCGUGGUGUGUCAUCUUUAGCUCUACAGCAGGAUGAUGGCUCCAUAUGGCUCUUCGACAGUGGCGAGGGCACUCAGAUUCAGGCCCAGAAAGUCGCCAUUUCGAGACAAAAAAUUAACAAGAUCUUCAUCACUCACCUUCACGGAGAUCACAUGUUUGGACUCCCUGGCCUCCUCUGCACCAUUUCAUCCCAGUUUGGCCUGACUGAGGAACAACUGGAGAAGGAAGUGCCUCAUGUUGAUAUAUACGGCCCCAAAGGUCUCAGGAGAUUCAUCUACACAGCAUUAAGUCUGUCAAGAUCUCCACUGAUUUUCAAGUAUUGUGUACACGAGAUGGUUCCAGUUGCCUCACAGUAUUCUGAGGACUGGGAAGACUGGGACGUUGACCACUCUGAGCCCAGUGCAACCCACCCCAGUGAGCUUCCAGGGGUCACAGUCGAGCCUAGUGUUAUGGAGGAUGGCAAUGUAUAUUGGAAACUUAUAGACAAUGAGGAGUGGUGUGUGCGAGCUGGUUGGAUUCAUCACAGGAUUCCAAGUUUUGGUUUUGUCAUCAAUGAGAAAGACAGGCCUGGUACACUCGACAAGAGUAAACUGGUCUCGUUAGGAGUAAAGCCAGGCCCUGUGUAUGGCCAGCUAAAGAGCGGAAAGUCCAUAACAAUGGAGAACGGAGAUGUUAUCACCCCGGAAAUGGUCCUUGGCCCACCCAUUCAAGGACGAACGCUCAUCAUACUUGGAGACACUAGCGAUGCAUCACCUCUUGCCCACAUGAUCCAGAGCUGUGAUGUAGUCGUCCAUGAAGCAACACAUGAUGACACUCUAGUAGAUAAAGCAGUGGAGUUUGGCCACUCCACUCCUAGUCAAGCUGUGGCCUUUUCCAAGUCAGUUGGAGCCAAGGUGCUCUUGCUCAACCACUUCUCCCAGAGAUACAGCCCUUCUUCAAAAGAAUCUCUAAAGGAAGGUGAGGAGACAGUGGCACUGCUGGAAGAGCAAGCACAGGCAGCAGCUGCAGGAACAGGCUUAAGUGUACAGUGUGCUGACGACCUCUUCGUGUAUGAAGUACCUGGCACCAGGAGAGCGAAUACAAGGAUCAUUGGUGGCACACAUGGAUGGCGCAGUACCACAUGAAUGGUAGAACUGCCUUCCCUCACAAGGAUCCAAGGUAAUAGUUUGUACAGUGUGGUUCAAAUUCAAAGGAAAUGAUAUUGUGUGGCCUAUAAGCUGUCUUAUUAACAUGCUUAUUUAUUUUUAUAGAACAUAAAAUAAUUCAGCCUUAAAGUUUGUGUGAAGUGGCAAUAGGUUACUAGGGUGAUAUAAUUCAUCUCACAUUUCAUUAGACAACGAGAAAUAUGUUUUGGAUUUAUUACCAAAUUUUUUUUGAAGAACCCCCUCAGAACCAUUCUCUGUGAUUAUAAAGAAUGUUCAAUAAAAUGUUGAAACCUGA
Penaeus vannamei (Pacific white shrimp) is the source of this 1657-nucleotide messenger RNA. The record is from RefSeq and is a predicted model, not a curated record. NCBI's taxonomy places the organism in Eukaryota, Metazoa, Arthropoda, Malacostraca, Decapoda, Penaeidae.